UAAUGUCAUCAAACUUGAUAUACUACAUCAGUUCCAGAAAUCGUGGCCCGGGGUAUUUUUUCGUUACUGAUCCUGACAAAAAUGUCGUGUGGUAGACGAUCGUGUCCAAUACAACUUGGGCGUAGUAAUGUAGGUCAACAGGUUGCCUGUAUUACGAUUGCGUUAUAUUUUUGGCCUAUCGAAACAUUUUUUCGUAGGUUAUAACAUGAUCGUGAUGUUUCAUCCGCAAAGGUCGCCCGUGUCCUGGAUAGCGAAGAGCGGAAAAAGUGGGUAAAGCAAAGAAAUAUCCAACACAGCUACGGGAGCGCUGAAGCAGCAGAUGACAGUGAAGACGAGGCUACAGCAGGGGAAGAUGAUGCUAGAAACGUCCUCACAAGUGACAGCCAGCCAAUCAGAGGCAAGAAGAGUAACAAGGUCGUCGGCAGAGUGGUAGGCUUGAGUACGCGUGCUCCCCAGCAAACCAGAGGCAGGAAGCGAAAGUCACCACGGAAAGAGCAACCAUCUAGAAGGAAAAGUAAAAAAGCAAAAAGACAGAACUGAGUUGUUGCCCUUGUUCUGUAAAUAUGAUCUUUAUUCUCCCGUGUCUUUCAUGUUUACCUUUUGUGUUAACGCUAUGCAUAGUACGUUAUCACCUGACAAACUUUUGUAUAUUUUCCGUAUUUUGGUGUUUGUUUCGUGAUGAACCAUAGUGUACCAAAGUGUGCAGGUGUACUGAAGAAAUAGUAUGCCUACAAAGUUACUGUUUGUGUUUUUUUGUAACUUCGACAUUUUACUGUAUAUACCGGUGCACAUACAAUACCGUGUUUGGCUCGAAAAAUUAUCAUACAAUGUAAAUAGAAAACACCACAAUUUCAUGGUAUGGGGUUUACUUGCACCCAAACACAUGGAAAUAGCAGGUAGCGUUUUAUUUCUUUUUGAGCAAAUAUUCACUAGAUGAAUUGGGAAACUGUUCAAAUACAGUGAAUGGCGAAAGAGCAGUGGAAGUUUGACGCUGACCUAGUAAAUAAACGUAAUCUGAAAGAAAGGAACAGGAGUAGAUUAACACCCAAGAUCAUAAAAGGCGUAGAUAUCAUCACUUUCGCAGCUGGAGUCAGCAUUCCUUGUUUGUCUUACGCCCAGAUAUGCGCCCAUGCAUGAACUGUUUGACUCCUGCUAAUGAGCUAAUUGAUUGUCACUCAGUGUCCCGUGGAGAUGUGUUCUUCCCACAGAGAGUCUAGUUCACAACAACAAAAACAAAUAGAGUAAAUAAUUGCCCAGGAGAGUCACUCCACGUAAAGGGUAACAUAUAUGAGAUAAGGUACUGAUCGAACUGUGCAGUGCGAAUGUAAAUAGUAUAUCUCUGACACUUGGCUUUUUUUUUAUGUUUCCGAUCUAAACUGAGUACUGAUCGAACUGUGCGAAUGUAAAUAGUAUAUCUUUGACACUUGGCUUCCGUAUUUUUUUAUGUUUCCGAUCUAAACUGAGUACUGAUCGAACUUUGCAGUGCGAAUGUAAAUAGUAUAUCUCUGACACGUGGCUACCGUUUCUUCUGUACUUGAUGUUUACUGGGUAAAGUACUGUCACUGACACGUGAAAUUUUCUGUACAGCUCUUCAUAUACUCAUCAUCAUCGGUCGGCUGCUGUGCAGUCGAUCACGAGACUUUUUCAUAUACUAAUAUAAGAAAGAGGAAAAAAACUGUGUGUUACGCUGUUCGUUUCUUUGUUUGAAUGGAAAGUAGGUAUCGUAAGAGGCCAACUAUGUCGGCUGCAAUCAUUCUAUAUCUUUAGGCAUAGAUUAGCGUUUCUUCAACAGGCUCAUAAGAAUUUAUUAGAGCAGAUGUAAUAGUUUGGCCAUAGAUUGGAAUGAUCAGGGAAGAUUUUAGGCUCCCCUGAUGCCCCGUCUGAUAAUAACAUAAGCCAGGCCCGCAGUUUAUGGGAACACUGCUACUCUCCAAGCAGAGGUUGAUGGGGAAAAUUUUGACCAUUUGGGCGGUACCUUGUUGAUAAAAAAGCGGCUGAAAGGAAAUGGUCACGAUUGUCCCCACCAACCUCUGCUUGGAGACUGGGAAAGCCGCGGAUCUUCGUAUACUCCUUCCUGCACGCCUGACUUGCAAAACCAUAAAGGGCUUACGGAGUAGUAAGCGCCUGUCUGAAAGUUAUUAGAUCAUAAUUGAGAUCAAAGAAGUUCUCUUCCUUUCACACAUUCCGUGGAAGUAACUAGAUAAGAAACAUGCUGAGCCCUGCUGCGAAUCGGUGGUUUAUGGCCUAAAAUGAUCUGAUCUGCUAAUCGACUACGCAAUGUAUUAGCCUCAUACACAAAAAAAAUUUCGAAGUGAUCUUGCUGAAGACCAAGUCAUAUCGGUGCAAACUGAUGCUGCAUUUCUCGUAUUUUUCACUUUUUAUUCAUUCAAUGAAAAAUAGGGAAAUCUGACUUAUUAGAAGUUGCCGUAGAAAGGUCACUUCAACGGUACACAAACAAACAAAUCUGCUGCGCAUUUAGAUGAAAGACAAAACCAGAUGAAGCAAUCUGUCAUCUUUGACAGUAAUAAUGGCGGUUUAAGAGUGACCAUGUGGGGAUGUUGUUACAGGUCUUUCCUUAUCAGAAGUUUGAUCAUAGCAGAAAGCGAUUUCUUCAUUUUAAGGGACAAUCCAGAAAUUUCUUUGAAGGAUGGUAUAUUGACUAAACAUGACAAAUGUAAGCACUCUAAAAAGAGAACCGUCUAAUUUGAACACAAAGGUGAAAGAACAUCGACAGAAUAAACUUUUUCUUUAGAUUGUUUGGGCCUGUCAAAAUGUUUAUGAAAGUGUCCUCCAUGUACUGUGUACAUACUCUGAAUUGUCCCUUGUGCCUGUUGUCCUCGUGGCGCACGGAGAAGCAUCGGUGUCAGUCUUUUCCCAUCUCUCUUACGGAUAAGACAUGGCGUCUGACUUAGAGAAUGCCGUCGCGGCUCUAGAGUUGCUGUUCACCCAGAGUGGUCUUGUCAUGCCGGUGGGGCUGAAACAUGUCUUGCUGCACAUGCCACACACUGCACCCCCCAACACCAGCCGUCCCGAGUGGGGACCGCGCCACCGACUCUGCAGUGCCCUAUUCCGUGGCCUGUGGUUCGGCUCAGACCAAUCGAUCGGGGCUGGCAGCAGGGCCGCCGGAAGAAAUACUCCAACAUACAUCUACCCUGAAGAGGUGAGGUGGGUCGUCCGGGCAAGGUUUCCGGACGACUCGCUCCAGCUGGCGGACGGCAGGGUGGAGACCCAGGCAGCAGUGUACCGAGUUGAUGUGGUUGACCUGGCGAGCACCAGGUGGCCGACCUGCCGUUGUGGUGCGGGACAGGGGGGGAGCCAAGCUGGGGGACCCGCCCGCCGCAAGCGCCGCCAGGGAACCAACGGCACGCCCUACCAGCGUCAGCGCUAGGGAGCCAGCGUAGCCGCUGCGUAGGUGUGGCCAGUAGCAUGUAGCCACACAUACAUGAAAGAAAACUUUUACUUGUAAGAAUAAAGGAGAUUACAUUUGA
This is a messenger RNA of Branchiostoma floridae (Florida lancelet), 3488 nucleotides long. RefSeq lists its product as uncharacterized. The transcript has 5 exons. NCBI's taxonomy places the organism in Eukaryota, Metazoa, Chordata, Leptocardii, Amphioxiformes, Branchiostomatidae. Bases 2897 to 3388 code for a protein of 163 amino acids. The record is from RefSeq and is a predicted model, not a curated record.